Messenger RNA from Carassius auratus (goldfish), 1181 nucleotides. Its product is annotated as dynein regulatory complex protein 8-like. Lineage: Eukaryota; Metazoa; Chordata; Actinopteri; Cypriniformes; Cyprinidae. The record is from RefSeq and is a predicted model, not a curated record. Gene Ontology annotation, molecular function: calcium ion binding. The coding region runs from base 1 to 570 and encodes 189 amino acids. The transcript is spliced from 7 exons.
AUGAAAUAUGAACAGGAAGAGCAGGUUAUGAGCGGACUAUCCGGAGACGCUCGACGCGUAAAAUCGCUUUGUUUUGUAAAAUUUGCUGAAAUACUUUUGUUAGAAUCCAUUAUAACAGAAACUCAGAAAAGGAUAAGUAAUGCAUUUGACGUGUUUGAUCACGAAUGCAACAAGACUGUUGAUGUCAGAGAAAUAGGCACCAUUAUCCUCUCACUUGGCUGUUUUCCAUCGGAAGCUGAAUUACAUGAUAUCAUUGCUGAGCUAGAAGAUGAAGAGCCCGCUGGGUUUGUGCGCUAUGAGAAGUUUCUUCCAACUAUGACUAAGAUCCUGCUUGAGCACAAGUUCCGUCCUAUUACAGAAGACCUGCUCCUUCAGGCCUUUAAGGUGUUAGAUCCACAGAAAAAUGGCCACUUGGAACCAGAGGAACUGACCAAAUAUUUAACACAAGAAGGAGAGUCCUUCACACAGGAAGAGAUAGAUGAAAUGCUGUCUGCAGCUGUUGAUCCUGAUAAGAAUGUCAUUCUCUACAAGGACUUUGUGAGCAUGAUGACCUUUGAUGACACUCGAUGAUGGCUGACGGCAUGAAUAGAUUGAAUAUAUAAGUAGUUUUAUAGAGUUAGGAUCAAGGUAUCGUAAAGGAAAUCAUCAGUUACCAUAAUAAAUAAUAUACUGUACAUGUUAUUUUGAUUCUUUACCCAUGAUAUACAUCAUUAAUGGUGUUCAUAAUGCCCAAAUACUAAUUUCUUAUUAUAUAAUUUGGCAAGAUUACACAAUAUGAUGAUAUGUUACCCUAUUAAUAAUUAUUCAAACAUGCUUUAAAGUGGGGAAUGUGUGCAAGACUGAGACCGUGUAUUAUAGACUGAUGAAUCAUUCUCCUUAUUAAUGAUCAGGUUUCUAAGGCCAGUUGUGUGUCUGAGAGCUUCAUUAUAAAGUCAGUGUGUGGUGUCUUUCUUCUUUCAGUUUCAUUAGCAGAGUCAGAUACACAGAUUUUGUGAAGGGGUGGCAUAUUCUUGCAGCUCAUUUUUUUCAGAAUUAACCUGUGCUCCGUGAGUGCGUGUGUGUAGGGGAGAUACCGGGAACCGAACUGACCCCCUGUGAACUGACCAGAGAAGCACAUGAUUUAUGACAGACUUUACAGAAAGGAAGUUGCAUGUUGGUGGCAUUUGAAAUUCUAUUCAUUU